Messenger RNA from Penicillium soppii, 1761 nucleotides. RefSeq names its product bZIP transcription factor. The coding region runs from base 1 to 1761 and encodes 586 amino acids. Gene Ontology annotation, molecular function: DNA-binding transcription factor activity. The record is from RefSeq and is a predicted model, not a curated record. NCBI's taxonomy places the organism in Eukaryota, Fungi, Ascomycota, Eurotiomycetes, Eurotiales, Aspergillaceae. Gene Ontology annotation, biological process: regulation of DNA-templated transcription. The transcript has 2 exons.
AUGGCAACUCUCACUGAACACCCGAUGCAGCAGCCAUCUACUUACGAUCAGGAUCUCGACUCUUUCAUCAACUUCGAUCAACUCACCUAUACAUCCGACCCUUCUCGCUCUAAGAUCGCCAUGACCAGUCAACCCUCGGUCGCAAGUACUGAGUUCAGCACCAGCGACGCCCGCAGUGCCAGUUUCGCUUCAAGUGGCCAGUCUCCCCUCGCUUUCCAGGCUCCUAGUCAUCAAUACGACGAGCACAGACAACAAACCGGUCUGCCACCUGGUGCUUUGUCUAUGAGUUACAGCCAGGUCCCCAUGGGCUUCAACAAUACCCAAGGAUUCCCCGUCAACGCUGAAAUGUAUGCUGGUCAUCACAUGAAGCGGGAGGAUGCCCCAUUUGAUUUCAACACUGCACCGGGCCGGAACCCGUCAGAGAUGGAGAUUGAGCCCGAAAACAUGAACGCAUCACCAUACUUCUACCCGGCCAACCCCGGGAACAAGAGCCAAUACGUUGACCCCAAUGCCCUUGGAGGUCAAGAAUUGGCUCAGGCUGGUCCCUCCACCCAGGUCGGUCGCAUGUACCCUGGUAUGCAUCAGCAGCAGGCUGCGAUGGCCAAGGCCCAGCAACAGAAGCAAAGUGAUAUCGCCCGCCACCAGAUGCAGCAGCGCCCCGAACAAGCGACCGCUAUGCUCCAAACUCGCGGUCCCCGCAACCCCGACCCCGUGGUUGAGGAGCGCAUCUCCCGUCUGCUCCAGCAGAUGCGCCAGAACGCCAUGGCCAAUGGAGAGGGUUCCCCGACUCCCUCCCACGGCAUGCCUCAGAUGGCCAAGGCCCGCAAGGACGAGGCCGACAUGGAUGAGGAUGAGCGCCUCCUUGCUAGCGAGGAAGGCAAGAAGCUCAGCAGUAAGGAACGCCGUCAGCUGCGCAACAAGGUCUCCGCUCGCGCCUUCCGAUCUCGUCGCAAGGAAUACAUCGGCCAGCUCGAGAGUGAGGUCGCCGCCCGCACCAACGAGGCACACGAAGUCCGCCUCCAGAACCGUGCUCUCUACGAGGAGAAUGCCCGCCUGAACGACUUGGCUCGCAUGCUUCUCGGAUCUCCCCACUUCUCCAACUUCUUGAACGAGAUGGAGGGUCCCCAGCAGCAGCAGCCCCAGCAACAGCCCCAGCCCCAGCAGCAACAGGCUCAGCCUACCAUGCAGGCUAUGCCCAAGGAGAACAAUGCCAACCGUGCCCAGGAGUUCCAGAUGCAGCAGAAUCCCCAGCCCAACAUGGUCAUGAUGCCUAACCAGAGUAUGGACCCCAAUAUGGCCAUGAACAACGCUGGCUGGAACUCCGGCAUUGACAUGAGCUUCGGCAAUGCCUCCGUCUUUGCUGUCAUGGAAGUUCCCGAGGGACCCGCCUAUGAUGCUGAGGUCCUUUCCGGAAAGUCAUCUUCUUUCAGCAUCCCCGAGAGCUCCAAGAACGAGGCUCCCAUCGUUGAUACCCCUACCACUGACUCCUACCGUCAGUCUGACAUCGGUGUCGCUAAUCCCGAUGUCGAGCUUGACGAGUCCGACCCUGCCUUUGCUCUCUUUGUUGACUCUCCCGCGCCUACUUCAUGCGAUGCCGAGUUUACCUUUGAGGGUAUCCCCAGCAAGAAAGCCUCUCAGUACGAGCUCGUCGUCGACAACUCCAAAGUCAGCGACUCAGCCAAGAGCACCUUCAACGCCCUCUGCCAGAGCAUCGAUGCCGCUUUCGAGCGUGUAUCAGCUGUUACGUCCCACCUUCAGUGA